This is a messenger RNA of Wallemia mellicola CBS 633.66, 908 nucleotides long. Its product is annotated as NAD(P)-binding protein. Lineage: Eukaryota; Fungi; Basidiomycota; Wallemiomycetes; Wallemiales; Wallemiaceae. The transcript has 2 exons. The record is from RefSeq and is a predicted model, not a curated record. Bases 1 to 837 code for a protein of 278 amino acids.
AUGGUAUCAUUAUUGACCGGAGUUACAGGCAACCAAGGCUCGCAAGUCUUGGAGCAUAUGAAAGGACAGCCAGUUAGAGCAUUUGUUAGAAACACCAAGAACAACAAGACCAAAAAGCUUCAAGAGAGGGGGAUCGAGCUAGCCAGUGGUGAUCUGAAAGAUGAAGAGUCUAUUUACACCGCUUUAGAGAAUGUGGAUGGUGCUUACCUAGUCACUCUCAUGCUUGAAAAGGGUGCUCAAGACGAAGUCGAGCAAGGAAAAGCCUUUUUGGCAGCCGCAAAGAGACGCAAUUUGAAGCACCUUGUCUACUCAAGCGUCGAGGGUGCUGAACGUCAGACAGGCAUACCUCACUUCGACUCAAAAUUUGAAGUUGAAGAGUUGAUUAGAGAGAGUGGCAUUCCGCACACAAUCGUCCGCCCAGUCGCAUUUUUCGAUAACUUCCCAAAGCAGAGAGGUCUUGCCUCUUUCUUCACGUUGGGUAUAUUCAGGGCUGGUACUGGAUACAGCAAGAAGAUCCAGUUGGUCAGUUGUUAUGACAUCGGAAGAGUCGUUGCAGCCGCACUUAAAAACCCAUCAAAGUACGCGGGCCAGGUCAUUCCUCUUGCCGCAGAGGAGCUUUACGUGUCUGAAAUUCAGGACAAGUACGAGAAGGCACUAGGGACUCGCCCUUGGAAGGCUUGGUUGCCUCGUUUCUUUCUCUAUUUGCUCCCGUACGACAUUAGGUGCAUGUUCCUAUGGUUUGGUCAGCGUGGCCGAGGCUACAGAGCCAAUAUUCCUGCUCUUAGACGUGAGUACCCUGGCUUGCUCACCUUUGACGAGUGGGUGAAGAGAGGAUAAUGUGCGGCUUACAGUGGUAAUAAGAACUGUGAUAUUUGCCAGGGUGGUGAAUAUUGUAAGGUAAAGAUUAU